AUGGAUUUUACAACGUCACUAGAUUUCGGUAGUAGUAUCCUUGCUAAUAUCGAGAGAGCCGAGAAGAAAUUCGCGUCAGCUGGCAAAACUGCCACCGGUACUAAACGGAAAGAAGUCGGUAGCGAAGUCAUCGAUGAGUCUCCAACGAACAAAUCAACAAAAACUGGGAAAAGUUCUAAGGAAAACUCGAAGGAUUCGUUAACACAAUCUAGAUAUAGACGUAGAGCAUUGAGGAAGAAUAAGUCGGAUUCAGUUUUACAAAGCAAACAGGAACCAGCCGUGAAAAAUGGAAACACGCAGAAGGAGAAUUUCUCGGAUUUCUUUAAUACUCCCAUGGAAUUUGGAGUUUUUUCAGUUGAGAAAAAAGUAAAUGAUGCGGUGAACGCUAAUUUAGCAGAACCUGAUAAAAGUAGCAACCUUAAUCGCCAAUCUCCUGAGGCAGAACAGAAGGAACUGAAUAACCUGGACGACAUGUUCGCUGAAAGCAUGGACUUCAGCGAGCAGAUUCGCUUCUCAUUGAAGGACAGUCCUCCUAAAAAGGAAAGCGUCAUAAACAUAGAAGACUCGUCUUUCAGUUUUCGUGAUCUAGACUGCUCUGAAGAUAUGGUCCUUGAAAAAGCAUUAUGCAAUAGUGACCUGAAAGAAUUAGGGCUCGAAUUUUGUUCAGAAUCUCCUACUGUUGAACGCUCCACCAAAGUUGCUAUGGAUCCCCUUGCAAAUGGGGAGAACUUGCAUGUUAAAGAGCUGAGCUUUAUGCUAGCUAACCAGGAUGUGGCAAAUUUAAUUGUUGAUAUGUCUUCGGAAAUGAUACUAGAAGAAGAUGUGAAACGCGCUCCCACAAGAAAUAGAAAUACAACUGCAGCCGGAAUUAACCGCAUUUUGUCGCAGAAUCUAACAAUAGAAACUGAGGAAAUAAUCAAUAUCGAGGAAACUAGCUUUAUUGCUCCAGUUAAACAAUCCGCAGAGAAGGAUGCAACAGCAAAGCAAGAGGAUUCGCUCAUGCCUUCUAAAAAGGAAAUACUUUCCGUUCUCAAGUCUGAAGAUGUUAGUCUGAAACCAUCGCAGUUCCCAGUAAUGCAGGCUUCUCUUGCAAAGAUAGAUUCCCCAAAAGAUUUAAAUUUAAGCAAAUGCAGCGGACCAGUAUUAAACUGGUCCUUGUCAACUGAUCCCGAGGAGACACCGAAAAAAGACCGACUACAAGCAGAAAAUAAAAAGGAAUCGAACCCACCCAACACCCACACAACUGCGUUGAAGGAUAUCGCAAACUGGAAUUUACCACCGAGUAUAAUUAAGGAAUAUCAUAGUAAGGGCAUUCGGCAAAUGUUCGACUGGCAAGUGGAGUGUCUAAGUAACCCAAAGGUAUUAUUCGAUCAUUCAAAUCUUGUUUACAGUGCCCCUACAUCAGCGGGAAAAACUCUAGUCAGUGAAAUAUUAACACUAAAAACAGUUAUAGAGAGGAAGAAAAAAGCCUUGAUUAUUCUACCCUUCAUAUCAGUAGUCAGAGAGAAAAUGUGUUAUCUCCAGGAUCUUCUCACUUCAUCAGGCUAUCGGGUGGAUGGCUUCUUCGGUGGUUAUACCCCGCCUGGAGGUUUUGAUAAUAUCAACAUUGCAAUUUGCACAAUUGAAAAAGCAAACUCAAUUAUCAACAAACUUUUAGAACAGAAUAAAUUAGAUUGCAUUGGAAUGAUAGUAGUGGACGAAAUUCACUUAAUCUCCGAUCCUGGCCGUGGUUACAUUCUUGAGUUACUUCUCGCCAAAGUGACCUACAUGUGUCGAAAGAACUCACUGAAAAUUCAAGUUGUUGCCAUGUCUGCUACUUUAUCGAAUAUAAUUUUGUUACAAAAAUGGUUGCAAGCAGAGUUCUAUGUGACCAAUUUUCGACCGGUUGAAUUACAAGAGAUGAUCAAAGUAGGAACUAAGAUUUAUAACAACAAAAUGGAUUUGAUUCGAGAACUUAAGCCUGAGGAAUCGGCUAGAUUUAGCAAAGAUCAAGAUCACAUUGCACAGCUUUGUAUUGAAACGAUUUUAAUUGAAUGUUCAGUUAUUGUUUUUUGUCCCUCGAAAGAUUGGUGUGAAACAUUAUGCAUGCAUUUAGCUGGCUCAAUUUUUAAUUCAAUAAAGUUCGGAGACUCGAUAAGCGAAAAACUAGGGGCUCAAGUGAAAAAAUCAGAAUUGGAAGAAGUUAAAAUGCAACUUAAGAAUUGCCCAGCUGGCCUGGAUUCUGUGUUAUCAAAAACAGUACCCUAUGGAUGUGCAUUUCAUCAUGCAGGCUUGACUUCAGAAGAACGUGACAUUAUUGAAUCGAAUUUCAAAAGUGGUGCAUUGAAAAUUUUAGCCGCAACAAGUACUCUUAGUUCGGGUGUAAAUUUACCUGCCCGAAGAGUUAUAAUUCGUUCCCCAUUAUUUGCCGGCAAAAAAAUGAAUCCUCUCACAUAUAAACAAAUGAUUGGUCGAGCUGGACGCACGGGCAAGGAUACGUUGGGAGAAUCCAUUCUCAUUUGUACUGAGGCAAAUUGCAAAGCAGGAAAGGAAUUAGUGUGUUCGGAGCUAUUGCCGAUACAAUCAUGUUUGAGUCUUGAGAGCAGCAUGCCACUGAAAAGAGCUCUACUAGAAGUACUUUCAUCAGGAAUAGCAAACACUAAAGAUGAUGUUCAUAAUUUUCUUGAAUGUACACUUUUGCACAUUCAAAACUCACAUGACUCGAAAUUAGAUAAGGAGAAAGAUCCAUUAAAUGAUUCGCUGCAAUUCCUGAUUGAAUAUGAAUUCAUCCGACUGCAAAUGAACGAAGAAACAAAGGAAAUGAAUUAUGUUCCGACGAGGCUAGGAAUGGCGUGCCUAUCAUCAUCACUGCCACCAAAUGAUGGGUUGCUUUUAUUUUCGGAGUUACAAAAGUCACGACGAUGCUUUGUAUUAGAAACGGAGUUACAUGCAGUAUAUUUGGUUACUCCAUAUUCAGUAUGUUAUCAACUCCAAGAAAUUGAUUGGCUUCUUUAUUUGGACUUGCAUGAGAGGCUUUCAUCUUCAAUGAAACGUGUUGCUGAGUUGGUCGGUGUAAAGGAAUCAUUUCUUGUUAAGGCAAUGAGAGGACAUACAAAGCUCGAUUAUAAGACAUUGCAAAUUCAUAAAAGAUUCUACACAGCACUAGCCUUACAGGAGCUGGUGAACGAAGUACCCCUCAACGCUGUUUCUGAAAAAUAUAAGUGUUCCCGGGGUUUACUGCAAAGCUUGCAGCAGAUGUCGUCAACAUUUGCUGGAAUUGUUACAUCUUUUUGUAAUGCAUUAAACUGGACAAUGUUAGCUUUGAUUGUGAGUGAAUUCAAGGAGCGACUGUUUUUCGGUGUCCAUCGGGACUUAAUCGAUUUGAUGCGAAUACCCGAUUUAAAUGCACAAAAGGCUCGUGCUCUAUUCAAUGCCGGUAUUACUAGCUUAGUAGAUCUAGCGAAUGCAGAUUGUUUUACCGUGGAGAAGAUUUUAUUCAAUAGUGUGAGCUUUGAUUCAGAGAAAAAACACGAUGAAGAAAAUGAAUAUGAUGCUAACAAACGGAAAGUUUUGAGAUGCUUAUAUAUAACUGGAAAAAUAGGUUUAACUAUAAAAGAUAUUGCCAAAUUAUUAAUAUCAAAUGCGCGGCAGUACCUUCAGCAUGAGAUAGGUGUGGAAGGUGUCAAAUGGAGUAACAACGACAAAACUGAAGGAAUCAUUGAUUCAUCGGAUGGAGAAAUACGAAAUUCAUCCACUCUUGAAAAUAAUAAGCAAAUUGUUGCAAGCAAUAGCAAUUGCCAGGAGCUAUCAAAUCAUAAAGCCAAUAAUGAAACUCAUGAAGAACAAGCAGUAAAUGCGGGUUCUUUGAAAAAUGAGGAUGGUUUAACGAUAGCAAGUCACGCAACUAACAAAGAAACAGAAUCUCCUUUUAAUACCAAACCGGCACGUCGUUCUAAACAGCUAUCAAACAUUAAUCUGAGAAGAAGUCCACGGAAUCAUGCAAGUGCUAGUGAAUCUCGUUCUAAAUUAGAAACUGUUCCUAAAGCUGAAGUGGAGGCGUCGAAGAAUGCAAAAAGUACAACGGACUGUAAGACUGAGCCUCGAGUUUCUGAUAUAUUCAAUGAUUCUACGUUAGAUCUCAAUUCGCAAAUAGAAGGAGCACUUGGUAAUGGACAACAUCCAAACAAUCCCGUUGCAAAAUGUGCCAAACCAUCUGAAAAUAAAGCUUCACCAGCUCAAAGUAGUCCCAUCAAUAAAAGCGUUGAGGAGAUAGUUGAAUCACAAACUCCAAAAACACCAAAAUCAUUGCGAGGAAAUUCAACUCGGAUGCUUCGUUCCAGGCUAACACAAAAGAGGCUGAUAAGCAAGGCCAAGAAGCAGAUUGAGGGAGAUAAAAAGAAUAAUUUCAAUGGUAUUGAACCAAAGUCUAAUAAAAGUAGUUCCAUUGAAAUUUCCGAUUGUGCAUCAUCUUCUUUAUUGAACAAUCCACUACACUUGAACUCAUCACACAUCUUAAGCACAAGUAAAACGGAACCAAGCUCGGCCCUUUUCAAUUGCAUUUCCAUUUUAGACAUAUGUGGAAAUUGUGCAUUAUUCAAAAAAGCUAUAGAUGAACUAACUAAUGCGAAACACAUCGGUCUUUCCGUCUCCGUUCAGAAGCUUAGGCAUAAGAAACGGCCCAUGAUCGGUGCGAAUUUAUUGCUAAAUCAAAUUCAAACAAACAAAGAAGAUGAUGAUGCUGAUUUUGUGUUUGAUGAUGCUUUUUAUAUGACCGGCGUUUCAAUGUGUACAGUCGAUAAUGUGGUAUUCUACAUGAAUUUUCAAAAUAAGGAGAAUGAAAAUAAGAUUAAUCGUUUGGAAAGGGUUACCAAGAUUAUUGAGUUACUUCAGAGCGAUAAGCUCACAUUCCGAAUAUUCGAUGCUAAAGAACAAUUGAAGGCGUUACGGAAAUGCUUGCCAGAGUUGAAAACUAUUAAGGCCAGAAUUGAGGAUCCAAAAAUUGCCAGUUGGUUACUUGAACCGGACAAGGAGAUGUCUUUGAAGAAAAUUGUUCAACAAUAUGCACCUGAAUGUUCGGCCCUUAUGUCAUUAUGUGGGACCUGUCACUCGAAUAAUAGUGUGGGGAUGAAUUAUGCAAGCUCGAUAGUGGGCAGAGUAAGAUCUGCAAUUGAAUCAUGUGUCAGCCUACAUGUUCUUGAAGGGCAGCUAGAAAAUCUAGAACGUAUCGCCAAUGGAAAUUUGGAAAAAUUCUACCAUGAACUGGAAAUGCCGGUACAAAUUUCUCUAUGGAAAAUGGAAGUUAUUGGAUUCCCUGUCAACGAAGUGGCCUUAGGGAAUCUAUCAAAGCAUAUUCUUGAAGUGAUGAAGAAAUUGGAAAGAAAAAUGUACGAACUGCAUGGAUCACGUUUCAAUUUAUCGUCCACAUCAGCAGUUGCGCGGGUAUUAGGUUUACACAAGAAACCAAAUGGAAGAGUGUCAACCGCAAAACAAAUCCUGGAGAAAAUCGACUCUCCUAUGUCGAAUUUAAUCUUAAACUACCGAAAGUUAGGAGCAACAUUGAAUAAAACAAUCCAGCCGCUAAUACAAAACGCCAAAAAUGGAAGAAUUCAUGGUAGUAGCAUCACGUUUACUGCAACUGGAAGAAUUUCAAUGCAUGAACCUAACUUACAAUGUGUUGCGAAGGAUUUCACCGUUGAUAUCGAAGGUGGCGAUAGUAUCCCUAUUUCAUGCCGCAGUUCAUUCUCCUCUUCGGAUGGUAUAUCACUGAUAUCCGUUGAUUUUUGUCAAUUGGAAAUGCGCAUCCUCACACAUCUGUCCAAUGACAGUAUCCUUAUGAAAAUUAUGCAGAGUAACGAUGACAUUUUCCGUGGGAUUGCUGCACAAUGGAAUAAAAUUCCUCUGAACGAAGUGUCCGAGCAACUGAGAAACGGGACAAAACAAAUAUGCUACGGAAUUAUCUACGGAAUGGGCAUAAAAUCUCUUGCUGAAAGUUUGAAAUGUGAAAUUGAUGACGCGACAUCUUUGUUGGAACAGUUCCAUAUUGCUUAUCCUGGAAUAAGACAAUACACCAAUAAAGUCGUGAAGUUCGCGAAACAGAACGGAUAUGUAGAAACAAUAACAGGACGAAGAAGAUAUCUUCCCCACAUUACUAGUACAGAUGAAACCCUAAAAGGUCAAGCCGAGCGACAGGCACUAAACACAACUAUUCAAGGAUCAGCAGCUGACAUAGCAAAGAAGGCGAUAAUACGGACUGAGAGAAACUUAGAGAAAUAUCGCUCAAGAAUGGGGCUCGAUGCUGACGAUGUCAAAUUUGUAUUACAUUUACACGACGAACUAUUGUUUGAGGUUCCAGAACAUAAAGUUCAAAAAGUGGCAAAGGUUUUACGAAUAAGUAUGGAAAAUAGUGCUCAAUUAAAUAUUCCACUUCGAGUGAAACUGAAAGCUGGUAAAUCGUGGGGGACAUUACAAGAAAUCUAGUUCAAUUUAAUAUUGUUAUGUGAAUUUUUAGU
Messenger RNA from Hermetia illucens (black soldier fly), 6488 nucleotides. RefSeq names its product DNA polymerase theta (gene DNApol-theta). The transcript has 19 exons. Gene Ontology annotation, molecular function: DNA binding; ATP binding; DNA-directed DNA polymerase activity. Gene Ontology annotation, biological process: DNA-templated DNA replication; double-strand break repair via alternative nonhomologous end joining. The coding region runs from base 1 to 6456 and encodes 2151 amino acids. The record is from RefSeq and is a predicted model, not a curated record. NCBI's taxonomy places the organism in Eukaryota, Metazoa, Arthropoda, Insecta, Diptera, Stratiomyidae.